CUCCCAUCACACCACGAACGGAUUCCGCCCUUUAGAUCCCCGUUUCAUAAUCUUCCCCAAUUCGUAACUGAGGCAAAAUCAAGGUAGGGCGGGCGCCCUACCUUGCCCUACUGGGUCCUCCGCCCGUGAGUGGCAGCCAUGAAUCGGCUCUCGUUCAGGCCUCGUCCUCUAGACAUCCACAAAAAGCUUCCCAUCGUCAAGUCAGCGCGGGAAUUCGAAGACGAUGAGACCACAUUAGCACUCAGGGCUGCCCCACCCCUUCCGCGGCACUCCGUGCCAGAGCUUGCAGCUGAUGUGGAGGCACAUCCAGGAUCGGCCAAGAAAAAUGAGCAAGAAAUACCUACACCGCAGUAUGAUGAUGUUGAUACAUAUGACAGGGACUAUACUCGCACCUUUGCACAGCCCACAUCUUAUAUACGUGCACGAGGAGCUCGGGCUGAAAUUGGCGAGUUUGUUGAGUAUGAUCUGGACAAUGAAGAUGAAGAUUGGCUUGAAGAUUUUAACAAUGAGAGGAUAAAUCUUAACCCUGAAAAUUCAAGUCGGACCUCUUAUCUCCAGUUUAGGAUAAAAUGUUUUUGGCUGGAGAUUCUCCUAUUCAAGCUUGAAAUUUUGGACCUCAAAGCUCGAGAAAGAGCAGGCAUCAUAACACCCACCUUCAUUGGACCUGUACCAGUCAUUUUACAGCUUGAUUCUGCUAUGGAGGCUUUGCAGUACUUAUCAGUUCGCUAUACAGUGUUCCAAGCUGUAUAUAACUACUGGAAAGCAAAGAGAGAGCAGUGGCAAAAGCCCAUUUUACGGCGUUUGCAGCCUCCUCCACCGGUGAAUGAUACAAAUCCAUACAAUGUAUUUAGACCAAGAGAGAAGGCUUAUCGCCUUCACACAAGGAGGAUGCAAAGACGAGAAAAUAGUGUCCAAUCAUUUGAAAAACUCCGUCUGAUCCAGCGCAAUCUAGUUCAGGCCAAGAUGCUAAUGGAUGCUCUGAUCAAGAGGGAAGAGAAAAAACGUGAGGCCAUGGAGUGUGAAGUUCACCUUCGACGCAUUCAGAUGAAAUACAAGCAUGAGGCGUUACUUAUUGAUGAUGGAUUUGCUCUAUCAGGCUUCCAGCAAGUUCCCAGUAAGUUUGGAUCAAGCGACGAUGAUUAUGCAGACUCAGAUGAUACAGAUACUGAGCAACCAGUUGUUUUUCAUCCUCGAUUCCCUGAUAACAAGCUAUCAACCAUCCCAUCAGUGCGUUUAAAACGUGAGCGUGAGCUAAAAAGAAGACGUCACCAGAAUGCCUGGUUGUUCAGAAGGGAUCCUGAGGAACCAAUAAUGUUAUUCACAAGACCACUGGAUCCCGAUAAGUUGGAGAUGGCUAGGAUCAGGCCACCACUAGAUCCACCUAUUGAUGGUGGUUCCACCGCACCGCCAUUUCGGUGCCAAGGCAGGAUUGGACGAGGAGGUCGCAUCAUCUUUGACCGCUGGAAUCCUCUCCUUGGAGUCCCAAUCGGCCAGGAGGCAUCCCAUUUUGUAUAAUAUAAUCAUAGAUCGCCAUUGGCAGAAAGAUGAAGCCCUGUUUUUUCUGCCACAAAUACCACCAAUCCAACUGGUGAGAGAUAAUUGGCUUGAACAGCUAUUUCUCCAUGAGCCAGUUGGCCCUCAGGAGUCAGGUCUGCUCCAUUUGCGGUGGCAGAGGAGUUCUAAGAUUUACCUGUCUGAUGAAGAAACUCAUGCUCCUAGCUUUGCUGCUGCUUCACCAAGUUGGAGUGAGCGAGCGAGAACAGAGCUGUGCACUUUACUUUCUUCUGGGGCCAACAGAUUAAUAUCAAAUGUUACAGGGCUCAUCUUUUGACAGCUGUUGUACAAUUGUUGCGCUGUAGAUGAGAAAAGGGUAAGUAAUUUGUUUCCCAUUUUUUAAUCUGAAAUUUAGCUUGUAGGGUCAGGAGUCAGAUGCAAUAUUUUUGUUAGCAAUUUAUUGGGAAGGGGGAAAUCCUUCUCAUUGCUCUUACCAUUAUGCACUUGUGCGCGAACUGGCUGAAACGUGUAUGUUGUAUGUACAUGCAUGUCGGUGCGCAGUGAUGGAAAGUACAAAGGUAAAUAAAAGAAGCAGACCAACGUUAGUUUCUAUUACAAA
Molecule: messenger RNA, 2113 nt
Organism: Brachypodium distachyon (stiff brome)
Lineage: Eukaryota; Viridiplantae; Streptophyta; Magnoliopsida; Poales; Poaceae
Product: enhancer of polycomb homolog 2
Exons: 13
Coding region: 139-1515 (458 amino acids)
Biological process (GO): regulation of transcription by RNA polymerase II
Cellular component (GO): piccolo histone acetyltransferase complex
Source: RefSeq, a predicted model, not a curated record